AUGCCUCUGAGCAUACAUCUCAACAACCAGAAGCGCUGGUACUCGGGGGGUGAAACGAUAAGCGGUCACGUCAAGUUCCAGUGUACUCAAGCGACCGAAAUCGAGGACAUCCGGGUGAGCUUCACCGGGCGCACCAAGGCCAAAGUCCAGAAAGUCAAGGGAUCGGCGGCUCCUUCAGCCAGCUAUCGCAGCAAAUGUGUGCUGUUUGAGAAAGAGAGAAUCCUGUCGCAUCUCGAUGGCGGAAAAUUGGAUCCAGUGACGUACGAGUGGCCAUUUACUUUCACGUUUCCUGCCUAUGUUCAGUCGCCAGGCCCGUCAUCCGGAUGGUCCGAGAAGCCUCCUUUCCGCAGCGAUGUAAAUCACCCGCUACCGCCGUCGUUUGCAGCAGAGACGGGGGACUCCCUUCGUAACUUGGAAUGCGUGAUCGACUACCGAGUACAGGCUGAAAUAUCCAAGCCACAGAGAGGUCUCCUGGGGAAGAAAUCAGCCUUGUUCAAGGAGACGCAGCACUUGAGAUAUCUUCCCUCAGCACCGAACGCGGAGAAAAGCGGUGACCAGUCUGCCCUUUAUCGACAGCAAAGAGAGGAAGUGUUCGAAAUCCGCAGUAUCUUGCUCCUUCCUGAAAACAAAGGGCGAAGUUUAACCUUCCAAGAGAGAUUCCAAUCAUGGGCUUCGACCAAACUGCCCCGUUUCAGCUUCAAAGCGACGUUCUCCUAUCCCACUUGCGUCAAGCAAGCAUCGACUAUCUCAUGCUUCUUAGAUAUCCUCCCAUUUAUGGAAGACUCAUCUGUCGGCCAGCCUCCGGAUAUUGUAUUGCAGUCUUUGUCAUUGUGGAUUGUCAGUCAAACCGCUGCUCGGGCUGCGCCUUCUCUGAUAGGAGCCUUGUCAGGACAGGUGGACGAAAAGAUCGACUUGCUAAGUCAAAGUCAUAUCGCGAUGCCUGUUAUGGGGACUUUAGAUUUGUCCCAAGCCUUCGGAUCACUGAUGCUUGGCCGGCCGGACAUAUCUUUCAGCACAUUCAAUCUCAGUAGAUCCUACAGACUUUGCGCAUCCUUUGUGUUUGAGUGCGCUGGAAAGUUGGUUGAAUUCAAUCUCACCGAUAUGCCAUUUGACGUGGUGGCCCAAGUUGAAGCGACAAUGGAGGAAGAGGCACAGAGUUCUUGCGCGCAGGGCUCUCCGCCGCCAUAUGACCCUGCUUCUAGCAUAUCGACAUAG
Aspergillus fijiensis CBS 313.89 is the source of this 1215-nucleotide messenger RNA. RefSeq lists its product as uncharacterized. Bases 1 to 1215 code for a protein of 404 amino acids. The record is from RefSeq and is a predicted model, not a curated record. NCBI's taxonomy places the organism in Eukaryota, Fungi, Ascomycota, Eurotiomycetes, Eurotiales, Aspergillaceae. Gene Ontology annotation, biological process: ubiquitin-dependent endocytosis. Gene Ontology annotation, cellular component: cytosol; cytoplasm; plasma membrane. Gene Ontology annotation, molecular function: protein-macromolecule adaptor activity; ubiquitin protein ligase binding. The transcript has a single exon.